Messenger RNA from Papaver somniferum (opium poppy), 752 nucleotides. Its product is annotated as elicitor-responsive protein 1-like. The record is from RefSeq and is a predicted model, not a curated record. Lineage: Eukaryota; Viridiplantae; Streptophyta; Magnoliopsida; Ranunculales; Papaveraceae. The transcript has 5 exons. Bases 127 to 633 code for a protein of 168 amino acids.
CCCAGUUGGUGUUUGAAUAUUUUUGAAAGCUCCACCUAUAUUUUAAGAUGCUCUUGAAUCUUGAAUCUUUCCUCGUCUCCUUAAUCCUUGCUUCGUAAAGAGAGAGAAAGAGAGGUAGAAUCUAGAAUGGUGAACGGGUUAUUGGAGGUGGUGCUGGUGGAUGCUGCAGGAUUAAAAGAUACCGAAAGUUUCUUCGGAGGGAUAGAUCCGUAUGUGUUGAUCAAAUAUAAAAGUCAUGAGCGAGAGAGCAGUGUCGCCAGAGGAGAAGGUUCCAAACCAAUGUGGAACGAGAAGUUCAAUUUCAGGGUGCAAUAUCCGGAUGAUUCUGGGGGAAGUGACCCGUACAAGCUAUUCAUCAAGGUCAUGGACAAAGACACUUUCUCCGCUGACGAUAUGAUUGGCCAAACAGUGAUAUAUCUGGAGGAUCUGUUGGCACUAGGAGUGGAGAAGGGAAGGGCUGAAAUACACCCUCGCAAGUACAGCGUUGUUAGCCCUAAUCAAUCUUAUAACGGAGGGAUUCGAGUCGGCCUCAUUUUCACCCCCAAUAAGGUAAGUGAAGAUGAAAAUGAGGGAGAAUUUGGCGGAUGGAAAGAAGUCUUCCACCUCCAUCACACGGAUGAUGAUGAGGAAUAAUAAGUUGCAUUCUUUAAAUUCAUGUAAAAGUUUGUAAAGUUUCAUAUUGAACUCCGGUUUUGUGUUGUGUAACUAAUCAAGAAUCUUUUAAUCGAUAACGGUGAUUAUUACUUUUUUUU